Messenger RNA from Caenorhabditis remanei, 1383 nucleotides. RefSeq lists its product as uncharacterized. Gene Ontology annotation, biological process: cell differentiation; regulation of transcription by RNA polymerase II; anatomical structure morphogenesis. The transcript has 7 exons. NCBI's taxonomy places the organism in Eukaryota, Metazoa, Nematoda, Chromadorea, Rhabditida, Rhabditidae. Bases 1 to 1383 code for a protein of 460 amino acids. The record is from RefSeq and is a predicted model, not a curated record. Gene Ontology annotation, molecular function: DNA-binding transcription factor activity, RNA polymerase II-specific; RNA polymerase II cis-regulatory region sequence-specific DNA binding.
AUGGUAGGAUUUGUCGCCACGAAUGAAAUGACUCACGUUUGCCCACCGGCGCUCCAAUUCCUGGAUUUUCUGAUCCAACUGUGCGGUUUUGUGACGGAUCAUCUUCGAAGUCGUCAUGAUUAUCGUUUCACACGUCCCUUGGUUUGGCACCACCUCUCCAGGAAUUCCAGCUUUUCCAUCAUAAGCACGGCUUCCGGAUCAACAGCCGACAAAAUCUAUUCAUCAUUCGGACGUGAUCGAAAAAUGGAAGAAGAAGCGAAACAAAGCAACUUGCUUGAAACAAGACGAUUUGGAGAGGAGAACAUGGAUCCAUCGAGAGAAAUCCAGAGUCACAAUGAGUACACAAAUCUCGGAGAAUUCCAGGAGCAGACACAUGUUCCAGUUGCUCAUUCAAUUGAUAGCAUCAUCAAUGACCACCCAUCUAUCACAAACCAUAUGCCGCAUUACAACAUCUACGAUGACUAUACCACAAUGAUUCAGUCGGGGACGUCCAACUACAGUAAGCCGACGAUUCAAAGUCUCGGCUUCUCAACUUACCCGUCGACUGAUUCAACAUCUGUCACUUCCACAUCAUCGGAUUGUUCGUCUGGCAGAAAUUCCAGCUCGCCGCCUUCCAUCAUUUCCAGCACGACUAUCGAUCCAUCAGUCACCCCAAAUAUCAAUUUAUCAUUCGGACGUGGUUCAGUGGAUUUAACCCUUCAAGAGUAUGAAACGGUGCAAGAACGGAUUCAACGCAAAGGAACAUACGGACACACCAGACCCCCGUACUCGUACGUUUCAUUGAUCUCUAUGGCUAUCAAGAAGUCGCCGACAGGUCAGCUGACACUCGCAGAAAUCUAUCAGUGGAUAAUGGACGUCUUCCCGUUCUACCAUAAUUAUCCACAAAAAUGGCAGAACUCUGUUCGACACUCCCUCUCGUUCAACGAUUGUUUUGUGAAAGUUCCGAGAACGCCAAAAAAUCCAGGCAAAGGAUGCUACUGGACUCUUCACGAAAGCUGCGGAGAGAUGUUUGGGAACGGAUGCUAUCAACGCCGUCAAAAAGUAUUCAAGGUCAAGGAGACGAGGGAGCCGAAAAAGAAGACGUCACAACAAAAAAAUCAAGUCGUGUCAAAGGUAAUGCUCGAGGACAAGAAGGACACGGCAGCUGCUGGAACGGUGUCCAAUGAUAGUGCGGCGACGUGGAAUUCAACCAACAACAAUCAAGUGACUUCUAGUGUUGACACUUAUGGAGAUACACAGAUGAACUUCGACGGGCACUAUCCUCCAUUACCGUACGAAUACAAUGAUCUCAACACUGUUUUCUACGAUUCGCCGAGUACAGAUGUCAAUGACUACACUGGAUACCAGGAGACAAUCUACCCGAACUCGCCGAGUACUCUCUGA